Messenger RNA from Alosa sapidissima (American shad), 2513 nucleotides. RefSeq names its product cerebellar degeneration-related protein 2-like (gene cdr2l). Bases 532 to 2037 code for a protein of 501 amino acids. Lineage: Eukaryota; Metazoa; Chordata; Actinopteri; Clupeiformes; Clupeidae. The transcript has 6 exons. The record is from RefSeq and is a predicted model, not a curated record.
GAGGUUGGAGAGGGGGGUAGUUCUCCGGGCGCUCUCGCUCUCUCUCUCUCUCUCUCUCUCUCUCUCUCUGUCAUUGCUCGUGCUCUCGAAUAGGCUGUCGGGAGCUCAACAAAGCGCCGGCUGUGAGACGUCCGUGCCAAGCAGCAGCAGCGCGAGGAGGUGGUCGGUGAGAUGGUCUGACAAAAGAAAGAUGCUCGCGUUUAACGGAGCCGUUUAGUGCAUCAGUGCGGCCGCCACAUCCGUGUUGAAAGGCAGUCUGCACGUACGAUCAAAACGGGUUUAUCCCUACUACCGCAGUCGCUGCAUACGGGCGAUUCCAGUCGGUUUUCGGAGGUUAACGGGUGAGUGACGGCCAAAACAGGCCGGUGUGUCAGCGAAAACGGCAGCAGAAACAACGUCAGCGCGAGGGAGUGGGAGACGGCUCUCUGCACGGUGGGAGUGUUUACUUCACGAAUAACGGAGACAGAGACCGCAGAGUAGCGGUAGCUGCUGCCGUGAGCCGGUGACUUGUCAGCGGAGAUCUGGAGCCUGAUGCUCCGCGCGGACAGGAUGGACGAGUUUGAGACCGUGGAGGACGAGCCGUGGUACGACCAGCGAGAUCUGGAACAGGACCUGCAUCUGGCUGCUGAGCUGGGGAAGACGCUCCUGGAGAGGAACAAGGAGCUGGAGGAUGCUCUGCAGCAGAUGUACAUCAACAAUGAGGAGCAGGUGCAGGAGAUCGAGUACCUGUCCAAACAGGUGGAGAUGCUGCGUGAGAUGAACGAGCAGCACGCUAAGGUGUACGAGCAGCUGGACGUCACGGCUAGAGAGCUGGAGAUCACCAACGAGAAACUGGUGCUGGAGAGCAAGGCCUCGCAGCAGAAGAUCGACCGUCUGACGGGUACCAUGGAGACGCUGCAGUCUCAGGUGGACGCUCUGACGGGUCGUGUGGAGGAGCUCCGGUCUCUGGAGGAACUCCGGGUCAGACGCGAGAAGAAGGAACGACGCAAGACUGUCCACUCUUUCCCCUGCCUAAAGGAGCUGUGCACUGCCCCCAGGUACGAGGACGGGUUCCUGGUGGCUCCGGCGGGUAGCGUGGACCUGGUGUCGGAGCGGCGGCCGCUGGACCAGGAGAACGAGCGUCUGCGUGGCACGGUGACGUCCCUGCGGGCACUGCUGGGCGGCGAGCGCGGGCGGCGUGAGGACGCGGAGAGGGAGUGCGCCACUGUCCUGCAGGAGUUCCAGAGGCUGGAGCAGCGCCUCCUAGGGGCCGAGGGCUGUGCGCUACGCGUGCAGGAGUUAGAGGCAGAGCUUCAGGAGAUGCAGCAGUUGCGUAAGUCCCGCCUCUGCCUGCUGGGCCUAUCAGGAAGCAGCAUGGAGGAGGAGCCACUGGAACACACCCUGCUCAACUCCGCCCCCGAGACGGACACGCCCGAAGACACCAUCGCCACGGCGUGCGCGGCCAGCGGCGGCGGCCAGGGGGAGGGCUCCGACGCGUCCGGCGGAGUGGUCAGCGGUGGCGGCGGUGGCGUCCCGGUGCGUAAGAGCUGCAGCGACACGGCUCUGAACGCCAUCUCGGCGAGGGACGCGUGCGGCCGGCGCCAGGGCAGCUACGCGCUCCACGCCAACGGCGUGCGCAAGCGCGGCAUGUCCAUCCUGCGGGAGGUGGACGAGCAGUACCACGCGCUGCUGGAGAAGUACGAGGAGCUGCUGGGCAAGUGCCGGCGGCACGAGGAGAGCCUGUGCCACGCCGAGGUCCAGACCUCACGCCCCGUCUCCCGCGACCCCUCCAUGCGCGAGUGUUGCCCCGACCCCCCGCAGGUCCUGCCCCCCCGCCCCCCCAGCCCCCCCAGCCCCCCCCAGACGCCGUCCACCCCCGAGGCCCUGGAGGGCAUCAGCCGGCAGGUGGAGGCGGUGGACAAGCGCCUGGGCCAGAACACGCCCGAGUACAAGACCCUGUUCAAGGAGAUCUUCUCCCGCCUGCAGAAGACCAAGAGUGACCUCAACACCACCAGCAGCGGCAGCGGCAGCAGCAAGGGACGCAAGGCUAGCAAGUGACUGAGAUGCUAGCACUCACACACACUUCAAACACACACACACACACACACACACACACACUCUCUACAAAUACACACGUCAUGCAUAUACACACACAGCAGCAGCAAGGGAUGCAAGGCUAGCAAGUGACCGAGAUGCUAGCACACACACACACACACACACACACCUCACAAACACACCUCACAUACACACACAACUGACACACACACACACACACAACUGACAUGCAGUACAGCUGUUGUACAACACCACCAUGCAAGUGCAAGUAACACAUGUAUACACACAUACACACACACACUACAAAUACACACGUCAUGCAUAUACACACACUACAAAUACACAUAUGCACACACACACCUGACAUGCAGUACAGCUUGUAUACAACAGCACCGCCAAGGCCAGCACGGGACUCAUACACUAGCACACACACUAGCACACACACACACACACACACACACACACACACACAAAACUCC